CAAGGAUGCCUGGGAUUCCUCCUGUCAUCAGGUGUUCCGGAGGGCGUCAGAUGUGGCCAUGCAGGCGCUUGCGCAUUUUGCGGAGAGAUCUCAGCAACAGUUGCCUCCAUUAGAAUUCCAGAGUCCUGCAUCCACAAUGCUCGCUUCCAGCAUUGCUUUGGAGGACCUGCUCCUGUAUCUUUCCACAUACAGGAAUCUUUUCACGAGGCCCUGCUCAGCCACCGGCAAGCUGCUGGCUUUAGACGCUGUGACCAAUCAGCUGCUGCCGCCCAUUGUGCGGCCCUUCAAGCGUUCAAGGAGCGUGUUGCUAGCCAUGGCAAAUGGCUCAGAGCCAUGCCAAGCAUUCCACCCUCAUGUUGAGGCAGCCACAGAGGACUUGCCAUAGGUCAGAUGGAGAGCGCAUCAUAGAAAGUCACACGCAAGACGCAGUUGGUGUGAGUGCUUGUGUCACAGUGUGUCAAGAACUUUCCAGCUUCACGGAAGAAUAUUAAUUUUGUCGACGGGGUAAUGCUUUGCAUAUCCAUGCAUGUGUUCCUGAGAGAAGCUGUGUGAGGGGUGGAAAUAUUAGGAGGAUUGUGCUGUGGCAUAGAACACAAACUCUAAGACAAUUUGACAUUCUUGGACAGUCACUGCUGAGGCGAAAUGGCCGAAGCCCUUCUGGCACCAUACCAUUGUCCUUGCAAGACUUGCGAAUCCUUAUAUACUUAUACACUCUGCUUGUAAAAAUUGUGCAAGGC
This is a messenger RNA of Coccomyxa subellipsoidea C-169, 737 nucleotides long. RefSeq lists its product as hypothetical. The coding region runs from base 137 to 385 and encodes 82 amino acids. The transcript has 3 exons. Gene Ontology annotation, cellular component: mediator complex. The record is from RefSeq and is a predicted model, not a curated record. Lineage: Eukaryota; Viridiplantae; Chlorophyta; Trebouxiophyceae; Coccomyxaceae.